UUUAGUUCAUUUCAUUUGUCGUCUGUGGUCUGUUCUGUGCAGUUAACUUUGUUGGCGGAGGCUUUCCAAAAAUUUUUUAAUUUCUAUUUAUAAACAGUUCUAAUUUUUGACUACGACGUACAAUAAUAAAUAUGUAAAUUAAACUGACAUUUAUUAAUAAUGUUAACUGUUUAUGUUUAGUGGUGGCAAAGUGCUUUUAGUUCAACAUUGUUUAUACUCCAAAAAUGGUCUGGCGAUGGAUUUUGUUUGUAUACGCCUUGUCUGUUAUAACUAAAAGUUCACGUGUUACAGUGAACCAAGGGGAUACUUUACCUCAUCAUGGACGAUGUGAACCAAUAACAAUACAGUUUUGCCAGCAGAUACAGUACAAUCAAACAAUUUUUCCAAACUUGCUGAACCACGCUAAACAGGAAGAUGCUGGAUCCGAAGUACAUCAAUAUACACCUCUUAUAAAAGUAAACUGUUCGCCAGACUUGAAAUUCUUUUUGUGCUCAGUUUUUGCACCAGUUUGUACAAUAUUAAAUGAACCUAUUCCGCCUUGUCGUCAUUUAUGCGAAUCUGCAAGACACAACUGCGAUGAGAUACUUAUACAUUUUGGAUUUGAGUGGCCAAAGGCGUUAGAGUGUUCACGAUUUCCAGUGGUUACAGAUGAAAAUGUUAUAUGUGUUGGGGAUAACAAUGUGACUCAUGAACCUCGUAAGGCUACAGAGACCAAACUUCGGAAGGUAGAUUACAAGUCAAACAAUGAUAGAGACCCUACAAAGUUACAAGGUGCUAAAGACCUUGGUUUUGUUUGUCCAGUACAUUUUAAAAUACCUAAGAAUCUGGAUUUAGAGUAUUCCCUGAAAGUUGGAGAUAGAACUGAACGUGACUGUGGGGCACCAUGCAACGGAAUGUUUUUCAGUGAAGAGGAAAAAAGUUUUGCACGAUCAUGGAUUGUUAUUUGGGCCACUUUGUGCUCAAUCAGUUGCUUGUUCACUGUUUUGACAUUUGUAAUAGAUACAGAUAGAUUCCGCUAUCCAGAGAGGCCUAUAAUUUUUUUAUCAGUCUGUUAUCUAAUGGUUGCGGCAGCCUAUGUUAUGGGAUGGGGUGCAGGAGACUCUGUCAGCUGCCAAGGGCCCUUUCCGUCAACUAUUAGUGGAACAAGGUUGCCUAACAUAUCAGUUAUUACACAAGGAACAAAACAUGAGCCGUGUACAAUCCUUUUUAUGAUUGUAUAUUUCUUCAGUAUGGCAUCUAGCAUUUGGUGGGUUAUUUUAACACUCACAUGGUUUUUAGCAGCAGGAUUGAAGUGGGGGCAUGAAGCAAUAGAAGCUAAUUCACAAUAUUUUCAUCUAGUGGCUUGGGCAGUGCCUGCCAUUAAAACUAUAUCUAUUCUAGCUAUGGGCAAAGUUGAUGGUGAUGUACUCUCUGGUGUGUGCUAUGUUGGGCUUUGGGAUGCAGAAACUUUACGUGGUUUUGUAUUGGCACCAUUAUGUGUUUAUUUAGUCUUGGGCACUAUAUUUUUAAUGGCAGGUUUUGUGUCACUAUUCAGAAUAAGAACAGUUAUGAAACAUGAUGGUACCAAAACUGAUAAAUUGGAAAAGUUAAUGAUACGUAUUGGUAUAUUUGGUGUGUUAUACACUGUUCCUGCUCUUAUUGUGAUUUCAUGUUUAUUUUACGAACAGGCUUAUUUUGACAAAUGGAUGGUGACAUGGCACCGUGACAUGUGCUCAACACCUCUCUACUCUAUUCCAUGCCCAUUUACACAUCAGGAGAUGGAAAGGCCUAAAUUUGAAGUGUUCAUGAUAAAAUAUCUUAUGACAAUGAUUGUUGGCAUCACAUCAAGUUUUUGGAUUUGGUCUGGUAAAACUCUAGUUUCAUGGCAUCAAUUUUUUGAUAAAAUAAGGGGAAGACGAGUUGAAGCAUAUGUUUGAUCUUAUAUUUUGAUAAAUCAUGGAUUAUGCAUUUUAUUUUGAUAUCAUAACAAAUGUUUUGUAUUUGUUUGUUUUAAAGUUACAAAGAGAUUGUCUCAGGUUAGAUGGCUCUUGACAAAUUAAAUAUUUAAUUAAGUUUAGCAUUGCAUCUGAAUCUUUAGGUAUGUACUUAAUGUAAAAGAAGAUUCUUUCAAGGGACACUUAUUUCCAAAUCACUAUUGAUUAUAACAAAACUUUCUUUCAUUUUUGGAGUAAACUACUAUAUAAAGUGCAAGUUUAUUUGCACAGUUGUCAAAAUUUAAUUCAAAGCUUAAAACUUUGCACAUUUUUGAACAUAAUAUUGGCAGACUCAACCAAGCAGCCAGGAACCACAUACAGUUUUCAAAAACCAAUUUUUGUUUUUAUUUUAUAUAUUUUUUUUAUUUAUAAACUUACUAUGCAACAUUUUUCAUAAUGUUUUAUGGUUUUAGGAAAUUAAAGAAAUAUUUUAAUACUCAGAGUUAAUAUUGAAUAAUUAUUUAUAUUUGUGUACAAGUGUGCAGAGGCUUGAAGUUAUGGUUAAUGAGUUAGGCAGAUUUUCUGUAGAGCUCUAAAAGUAAUACCAUACAUUGUUUUGUUAUAUCUCAGAGGAAUUAGUGUUUUCAUUGAAUGAUGAAAAAAAUUAUGGCUUUAUUAGUAUUUUAUAAAAUAAGAAAGAGCACAAAAAGUUUUUUUUUUCUUCUUGUACGGCCAUCUGCGAUCAGUCCUAAGACAAUAAACAAAUAUGUUGCGAGUGUCUGUCUUGUGGAGGUCGAUCCUCAUUAGGAGUCGGCGCUCAUUUGGUGCGUCCUGUUCAACAAGUGAUACUGAUAGACAUUUGUUAAUAUUCACAUUAAACUGUUUUGAUAAAAGGUUGUGCAUCCCUGAGUCACCUGGUUUCACCUAAAGAUUCAAAAUAGUUAUAGAAUUUUUUCAUAAUUAAUUGUAUUAUUACUUCUAUUAAUUUGAUCUUUUUUUCAAUCUUUUUUGAGAUUAUUUAUAAGGCUGACAAUGUGAAUAUAAUUCUAACUUUUAUUUUAAUAGUAUUACUUAGUUUAUAAAUAUAAGUAGCAUUGUAUGUGACAAAGGCGUACCUAAUAAUACUACCUACCUAUUUCUAAAUCUAUUUUUAUAACAUUUUUAAUUACGUUAUAUAUGUAUAACAGUAUUUUUUUCUGUUAGGUACAAGUAAUUUUACACAAAACUUUUUUCAUUUAAGUACAAUUAUUCAUAAAUCCCAGUUUAAUUGUUUAUGAUUUUAUUGAAUUAUUUCGGGAUUCUAUUUAUAAGGCUGAUAUAAAAAAAUGAGUGUAAAUAUAUACAUGAUUUUUAUUUGAAUAACAUUACAUAAUAAUUAGAAUUACAAUAAUAUUAAGUUUACUAUAAAUGUACCUAAUAAAUCAUAUUUUUUUGUA
Bicyclus anynana (squinting bush brown) is the source of this 3349-nucleotide messenger RNA. RefSeq names its product frizzled-7-B (gene fz). Bases 225 to 1916 code for a protein of 563 amino acids. Gene Ontology annotation, biological process: non-canonical Wnt signaling pathway; canonical Wnt signaling pathway. Gene Ontology annotation, cellular component: plasma membrane. The record is from RefSeq and is a predicted model, not a curated record. NCBI's taxonomy places the organism in Eukaryota, Metazoa, Arthropoda, Insecta, Lepidoptera, Nymphalidae. The transcript has 2 exons. Gene Ontology annotation, molecular function: Wnt receptor activity; Wnt-protein binding.